Molecule: messenger RNA, 282 nt
Organism: Suillus paluster
Lineage: Eukaryota; Fungi; Basidiomycota; Agaricomycetes; Boletales; Suillaceae
Exons: 1
Biological process (GO): protein phosphorylation
Molecular function (GO): protein kinase activity; ATP binding
Source: RefSeq, a predicted model, not a curated record
CAUCGUGUACUCUGGAAAGACGGUGUCCGUCACCGCGACGUCAGCCCAAGCAAUCUCAGGGUAUACCGCUUAGUUGGUCGAGUGAUUGGCAUCUUCAACGACUACGACUUAUCAUUGACUCAAGAAGAUAGUCCCAGCAGCCUCGAGCGCGCAGGGGCGAUACCAUUCAUGGCACUGGAGCUUCUCACAAAGAAGGCAAUUGAGGGCCAUGUUGAGCACUUGUACCAGCACGAUGCUGAAUCAUUCAUCUGGGUCCUCACCUGGGUCUGUCUUCGGUACGAA